Molecule: messenger RNA, 4338 nt
Organism: Pimephales promelas (fathead minnow)
Lineage: Eukaryota; Metazoa; Chordata; Actinopteri; Cypriniformes; Leuciscidae
Gene: dnajb5
Product: DnaJ heat shock protein family (Hsp40) member B5
Cellular component (GO): cytosol
Molecular function (GO): protein-folding chaperone binding
Source: RefSeq, a predicted model, not a curated record
UCAGCGUGACAUCAGUAAAUACCGGAGAGGAAUACCGGGAGACCUCAGCUCAGAGGUUUGAUUUAGCGAUGAGGAUUUCCUGUCGGAUGCGGCAAACCGGCAUCAUAAUCUGCAGAUAUUGUAACUGAGAGCUUGGGGUGGUUCUGGAAGAACUCUUAUCUGUAAAUUAAAGCCAUGGGGAAGGAUUACUAUAAGACCCUUGGCAUACCUGCAGGCUCUAAUGAGGAUGAAAUCAAAAAAGCCUACAGGAAGAUGGCCCUAAAGUUUCAUCCAGACAAAAACAAGGAUCCUAAUGCUGAAGAGAAGUUUAAGGAGAUAGCAGAGGCUUAUGAAGUUCUGAGUGACCCAAAGAAGAGAGUGAUCUAUGACCAGUAUGGCGAGGAUGGUUUGAAAACAGGUGGCACAGGCUCAUCUAGUGGACAAGGGACUACAUAUCACUACACUUUCCAUGGUGAUCCACAUGCCACCUUUGCUUCUUUCUUUGGAGGCUCCAACCCCUUCGAUAUAUUCUUUGGCUCUGGACGCCAGCGAGGAACCACUAAUGGCUUUGCAGACCAUGGUGACCAUGACAAGGACAUUGAAAUGGAUGGAGAUGAUGAUCCCUUCAGUUCCUUCAGCCACUUUGGUUUCAAUGGUGUCAACGGUUUUCACCAUGGUGGAGGUCGAAGACAUCGCAAUGAGCCCCUUCAUGGCGGCCGGAGGAAAGUACAGGACCCUCCUGUAGUACAUGAGCUUAGAGUGUCUCUAGAAGAGAUCUUCCACGGAUGUACCAAGCGGAUGCGAAUCACUCGCAGACGACUGAACCCAGAUGGAAGGACAAUGAGGACAGAGGACAAAAUCCUUAACAUUGUCAUCAAGAGAGGCUGGAAGGAAGGGACCAAGAUCACCUUCCCCAGAGAGGGUGAUGAGACACCUGAGAACAUUCCUGCUGAUAUUGCAUUUGUGCUCAAGGACAAAGGGCAUCCACUCUUCAAAAGGGAUGGCUCCAAUAUCAUUUACACAGCCAAGAUUGGUCUUAAGGAGGCUUUGUGUGGCUGCACAGUGAACAUUCCCACCAUUGAAAACCGAGCCAUCACAUUGCCCUGCAACGAUAUCAUCAAACCAGGCACAAUCAAGAGACUGCGUGGAGAAGGCCUACCUUUCCCGAAAAAUCCAUCCCAACGCGGCGAUUUGAUAGUGGAGUUUCAGGUGCGCUUCCCAGACAGAAUACCACCCCAGUCCAGAGAGAUCAUCAAACAGCACCUACCACAGUCCUAGAGGAAGUUCAGUGGAUUCCCUUUAUGCUUACGGUUUUCAAACACACGUUUUCCUUAGAAAUAGAGACACUGAAUCAAAGAGGACCAGAGGCUCAUUUGAUAUUUUGUUACAGUUUUAAUUGACUUUCACUGAACAUGUGGAACGCCCAGGACUUUUUUAAAAGUAAUGUUUUAUUAUUUCCCCUCAACAGUUUUUAUUCUCUGUAUCAAGAUAUUGAAGGCAAACAGUUAUAGAGGAAAACAAAAUGACCGAUUUUUUUUUUUUUUUUGGAUGGAAGGUUAAUAUUUUUGGUGCACUGAUGGAGAUGAGGACAAUCCAAAAACAACCGGUUAUUCCGAAAUUGAAUCUGUGUUAUUUUGUAGCAGAUGAAACUCUUUUUCAUUGUAAUAAUCGAUAAGCUUGUUUUGAAUGUUGAUUAUGUAAGACAACUUAAGUGUUGGAGACUUUUGGAUUUUUGAGCACCAGCAGAGCCAUUUGGUAAGGAUGUGAUAUAUUUCCACUCUCUGACCCAUAUCUACAGGUGCUUUCUGCUAGUUUUUGAAGUACCAGGUACUGGCAUUUCUGGUUAUCAUUUAGUGAUGUGAUCAAGGGAUUUUUUAGGUCACAGAAAUUUUGAGUGCCUUACUGAGGCGAGCCAGCUGUUUUAUUUUCAUUAGCAUAGACAAUAGGGUAUUAUCGAAACAAAUACUGUAAUCAGACUAUUUUGCCAUUUCAGUAACCAAAAAUAAUGUAUUGCAGUAAAAUCAUUAAAGGGAUAGUUUACGCCAAAACGAUCAAUCGGUGAUUGUAGUCGUUGUCAUGCAACUCAUAACGUCAUUGUUUCCGUGGAACACGCGAGUUAGCUAGCAGAAUGUCCUGGCUGUUUUUCCAGAUGAUGGUGACUGUGGCUGUCAAGCUAUCUCUUACACCUUCCAAGUUGUAUAGCUUUGUGUCAUAAUUGAAACAGACAAAACUUAACUAUUACAUGUGCUGCUGUGUACCUUGCCUCUAGCGGUCAAGAAAUUGUGUGUUGUAGAAUCACCAGCUCUGAUUGUAAAAGAAUGACUAGAAAUGAGAUGAGAAAGUUUUCUUUUAAAGGUGCAAAAGAGAAAAAAAAGUAACAAAAAAUAUAAUCAUCAUAGGCAAUAUCUUAUAUAUCAUAUGUGUAUUCAGUCAUAUUCGUCAAUCCAAGUUAUAUUAUUCAAUGAUUUGGCACAUCACACGUAUCAGUCAGUCAGUCAUUUUUCUAAGACACUAUAUAUAUGUAGAAAAAAAUUCAAAGACAUGGCUGCAAAUAUUUGUAUUUCAAAAGCAAUUAUUAUUUUUUAUUAAGUAUAAUAAAAGGAAAUGUGCCUUCCAAAAACAUUCAAUAUAAUAUCAAUGUGUUGUAUAAAGAAAAUAAAAAGGACAUGAGCAAAUAUAAGUAAAGUUUGAGACGAUUGGAUCAGUUGUGCUCCUUCUUUGGAAUACUAUUUUUUUUUUUUUUUUUUGUGGAGUACUUAAUGCGGCCCAGCCUGACCCAGACUCUACCUCCAGCGGCCCCCAGUUCAGUUGAGUUUGAGACCCCUGACCUAGACUGUCUUGGUCAAAUGUCCUUACCAUUUUAUGAUUUGGUCUGACAAUUCUUUUAUUUAUUUAUUUUUAUUAAAUAUAAACAGUUCUUCAUUGUUUUAUUAACUGAGAGCAGGGAAGUUUCAGUGAAAAGCAAAUUCUGGUCUGUUCCUCAUGUUAGGAUGUUUUCUUUUAGAAUUUGACUGUCAAAACUCGCUUUCAUUGUAUAGAAAAGAACAGCUGGGUCAUUCUGCUAAAUAACUCAUUUUGUGUCAUGGGAAAAAAAUAUUUGGACAAGAUAAUUAUUGAAUAAUCAUUGAAGCAAAUAGCUAUUAAAAAUGCUCAUUUGUUUAUUUUAUUAUACACACCAUCUCGUAUAAGAAACACAAGCAUUCUCCAAAGUGCAGCAUGAUAGUCUCAGCAUAUUAAGAUGAAAAUAUAAUUUGCAUUGAAUGAAAAGCUAUGUUACCUAAUGUUGAUUAGCGUUUGAAGAUUGGUCAGUGUGAAACUGAGAACUGUGAUAAAUACAGAUCUUCAUUGUUCAGUAACCACAGCUACAAUUAUUGCAAACUUUUUUAAUGAAGUUAUUAGGGAUGGAUUUGCUUUCAAACAGCUUUUUACUACAAAGGUUUCAGUAUUUUACACUUUUAAAUGUGUGCAAUGUGAAAUAAACUGCAAUAGUUGUCUAUAUUUUAGUUUCAAUUUAAAGCACAGAGCCUCCUUUCAAUGGAUUUGUGAUGUACCAUCUUUCUACAGUAACAACAGCAUUUGAGUAACAGUAUUUUGAUAUAAGCAACAAUUUUCAUUUCUCCAGGGAUCCAUCUAGGAUAUCUCUUAUACAGCCAUUACUGUAUUUGUGUUACAUUGAAAGUAUGGAAGAUCACAAGCUUUUUAAAGACUGGUGUAAAAUAGUUUCAUUAUGUACUCACAGGACUUUUGGACAUCCAUUCAUUGUUUUGAAUUUGAAUGUCAGAUUUGAAAUGUCUCAUGUUUAUGACUUCUGUCCUCUUGUAUAAAUCCUGCUCCCUGUAUCCAUUGGGAAGAUACAUCAAUAUGUUAAAUUCCCGUGAUUCAGAGAAAAUCGGGCCUGUAAGGGUGUGUGUGUGUGUGUGUCCGUGCCUGCCAUGCUGUUGAUGUUGAACUCUUUCAUUUUCAAUAGCAGUGGUUUACAUAUUUGGUGCUUUAUGAAUGAUUUACAAGAACAAGUAAUAAACCAAACAUACUGACAGAAAAGGAAAAUAAUAAUGAUCACCGUUUCUGACUGAAUGAAUUGUAGACAGACUGACAGCUUUCCAAGUGACAUGACGAUGUUGGGCACACAAGGGAAACAAAUCUCAAUGCAAAAUCAGAAUGUUGACAACAAAUCCACAUUUUAACGUAUUUAUAACGUUUAUACAGAUGCCGUUAUACUCUAACAACUAGCAAAGGUUUCAACUCCACAGAUAAAUGCUGGACUACAGUUUUGAAUUUGUAUCAUGGUUGGGACAAAACGUUUACCUUUAUCUAUUUUAAAUACAUUAAGUCUAAGUGAUAUGAAUAGAGAAUGCUUUC